AAAGACUUGAAGGCACCAAGAUGGAGCUCUGAGUGAAUACUGAGCUGAAUUCAGAGGCCGUCUGUGGAAUCAGAGAAGAUAAAUAAUCAGAGUUCUUCAUUGUUAUUAGAGUCUGAAGCAGGAAUAUUAGAGAUGAUAUUAAACACUGAUGAAGACAGAAUAAAUAAUGAGAUAUUUAUGUCUUCUUAUAUUUACAGAUGAACCUACAACGCGCAGCAGCUUUGAACUUCUGCCUCCUCAUAUGUCUGAUCUGAGGCUGAAGGACAAAAAAGAUCAUGUGACCUGUGAUGUUUCUAAAGAACCAACUUCUGUUCCAGCUGCUGGUCAUCAAGAAGAAGACGUCAGUGUCGGCUUGGAUGCUGCUGAACGUACUGCACCUGAACUCAGGAUUGUGUUGUUUGGAAAAAGUGACGACAAAAAGGCAGCACUGGGAAACAUCAUUGUGAGGAAGAAAGAGUUUUCUGUCCCAGGAUUCUUAGGAGGAAAACAGUGUGAAGCUGUUCAUGGAACAUGGAACAUGAAACCUUUAACAGUCGUGAAAACUCCAGAUGUCUUCAGUCUGUCUGUAGAGAAAGUGAGAGAAGAGAUGAAGAGAUGUGUGGAUCUCUGUUCUCCUGGACCAAAUGUUCUGCUGCUGUUAGUGAAACCUUCAGAUUUCACCGAAGAAAACAGAAAAACUCUGAAGUUCAUCCUGAGUCUGUUUGGUGAAGAUUCCUUCAAACACUCCAUGGUCAUCAGCACAUACAACCAUCAGUGGAACGAAACGAGCGUCUCUGUGAACCAGCUCCUUCAAGAAUGUGAUGGACGACACUACAAGAUGUUUACUAAUGACCACGGACUGUUCAUGGAGAAGAUCGAGAACAUCGUCCAUGAAAACAAAAGAACCUUCCUCACCUUCACUGAAGAGACAAGAAGAUCAAAGUCUGAACCCAGCAAACCAAAAGAAAUGGAGAAAAUCCUGAAGAAGGAAGAUGAGAUGAAGAGAAAGAUGGAGGAGCUGGAGAGAAAACAUGAGGAAGAAAUGAAAAGAAGAAUAGAAGAAGAGAGAACAGAAAUUGAAGAGGAGAGAAAAGUGAGAGAAAAGCAACUUCAGGAAAAAGAGGAAAACAUUAAGAAGGAGCGUGAGGAGAGAAAGAAAGAACAGAAAAUGAGAGAAGAAGAGGAGAAGAACAGGAAAGAGCUGGAAGAAAAUCAGCGACAGAAGUGGAAACAAGAACGAGAAGCUUUGGAGAGAAAAAUCAGGUCAGAAUCAAAGGAAAAGGGAACCAUUGACAGAAAACUGGAGGAGAGUAGACGAGAAAUGAAAGAAAACCAAGAAACCUGGGAGAAGGAACAAGAAGAAUGGUGGAGAAACAGAGGUCAGGAAGAUGAACAGAGACGUCAGGAGGAACAAGAAAGACUGAGAAAGCUUCAAGAAGAAUAUGAUCAGGAGAGACAGAGACAUGAAAACCAAAGAAGAGAAGAAGAUCGAAUCAAACGAGCACAAGAGGAGAGAGAGAGGAAAGAAAAGGAGGAAGGUUACAAGAAAACAUGGAGGAGAUGAAGAAGAAAUAUGAAAAAGAAGCAAGAAAACAAGCUGAAGAGUUGAAUGAGUUCAAAGAGAAAUACAGCAAAGACUCUGAAGCUCUGAAGGAAAAACAUGAAGAGGAUCUGAAGAAUCUAAAGAAGAAGCAUGAAGCAGAAAUAAAACAGCAACAGGAAGAACACAGCAAAGAGUACGAUCUGUUAAAGAAACAGUCAAGUCACAAAGAAAAGGAACUCAGAGAAGAAAUAGAGAGAAAAGAAAAAGAGAAGGAAGAAGUAGUUAAAGAAAAAACAAACUUAAAAGAUGAAAUGAAGAACAAAGAAAAACAACUUAAAGAACUGGAGGAUUUGAAGAAAAAGCAAGAACAAGAAAUAAAGGAUUGGA
This is a messenger RNA of Acanthochromis polyacanthus (spiny chromis), 1909 nucleotides long. RefSeq lists its product as uncharacterized. Gene Ontology annotation, molecular function: GTP binding. The record is from RefSeq and is a predicted model, not a curated record. The transcript has 3 exons. Lineage: Eukaryota; Metazoa; Chordata; Actinopteri; Pomacentridae. The coding region runs from base 167 to 1543 and encodes 458 amino acids.